Messenger RNA from Megalops cyprinoides (Indo-Pacific tarpon), 2194 nucleotides. Its product is annotated as double-stranded RNA-specific editase B2-like. Gene Ontology annotation, biological process: RNA processing; adenosine to inosine editing. The transcript is spliced from 10 exons. NCBI's taxonomy places the organism in Eukaryota, Metazoa, Chordata, Actinopteri, Elopiformes, Megalopidae. The record is from RefSeq and is a predicted model, not a curated record. Gene Ontology annotation, cellular component: nucleolus; cytoplasm. Gene Ontology annotation, molecular function: double-stranded RNA binding; tRNA-specific adenosine deaminase activity; double-stranded RNA adenosine deaminase activity. Bases 62 to 2194 code for a protein of 710 amino acids.
ACUGAAAUGCAAGUUCAAACGAAGAAGGAGAAGGAGGUCAAAGAGAAAAGAGAAAGUCAGCAUGUUGUCUGCAUUCAUUGGUCCUUUCAAGUAUUUGAGCACUGGGACCACAAGCACAGAAGAUGAAGACACUUUAAGUACCAGCAGUGUAGAAGUGAAGGAGAAUCGGGACAUUGGAAACCUAGAGGACUGUGCCAUUGGACCCAGGCACCGCCAGUCAUUAUUUCGCCCAGACAUCCCCAGAGGCGGGACUUCCUGUCUGAAAAGGAAGCGGCCGCUGGAGGAAGGAAACGGCAGCCCAGUAUGUACGGUCUACAAGAAGCUCUCCUGGUCCGUUGCACCAAAGAACGCCCUCGUACAGUUGAACGAGCUGAAACCCGGCCUGCAGUACAAAAUGGUUUCCCAGACGGGACCCGUGCAUGCCCCUCUGUUUGCCAUCAGGGUGGAGGUGAACGGACUCGCGUUCGAGGGCACGGGCCCCACAAAGAAGAAGGCCAAGAUGAGGGCGGCAGAGCUUGCCCUGAAGUCCUUCAUCCAGUUCCCCAACGCCUCCCAGGCCCACCUCUCCAUGGGGAGCCUGGGAGAUCCUGCCACCGACUUCACCUCCGACCAGGCCGACUUCCCCGACACCCUCUUCAAAGGGUUCGAGCCCCUGGCAUGCGGCGAUGGCUUCCCUCGCUGGCACGGCAGGGUGGCCUGCCACACACUGGACCUGAGGCAGGUCCAGGCCAUUUCGAACCAGCAGGGGGCGCCGUCCUGCCCGGAGGGCGGGAAAAGCCCGGUGGCGCUGCUGAACGAGCUCCGGCCAGGCCUGAGGUACGCCUGCCUCGCGGAUGGCACCGGGAGCGGGCGGGUCAGGAGCUUCGUGAUGGCAGUGAGGGUUGAUGGGAGGAUAUUCGAGGGGUGUGGGCGCAGCAAGAAGCUGGCAAAGACCCAGGCUGCACAGGCGGCUUUGCAGGCCCUGUUUGGCAUUGGGCUGGGGCCAGAGAGGAGAGGCAUGCACACGGCCAGCAGGACCAAGGGCCCACAUUUACCACAGGACUUUGCAGGUUCAGUAUUCCGCUUGGUGACAGAGAAAUACCAGGAGCUGGCAGACAGCUGCUCUCCCUUGCAUGCGCGUCACAAAGUCUUGGCAGGAAUCGUAAUGACCAGAGGUUUGGACAUCAGACAAGCUCAGGUGGUGGCACUAUCGACUGGUACAAAAUGCAUCAACGGUGAAUACAUCAGUGACCAGGGACUCGUUGUCAAUGACAGUCAUGCAGAAAUAAUCGCUCGGAGGGCGUUAGUGCGUUACCUGUACUCUCAACUGGAGCUGUUUCUGAGCAAGCGACCAGAGGACUGGGAGAGAUCCAUCUUUGUCCGGCGCAAGGAAGGGGCAGGGUACAGGCUAAGGGACAACGUCCUGUUCCAUAUGUACAUCAGCACAUCGCCCUGUGGAGACGCCCGCCUCAACUGCCCCUACGAACACCCGUCUGACUUGCGCCCGAACCAGCGCCUCGCCAAGAGGUUCCACGGCCACCUGCGGGCGAAGAUCGAGUCCGGGGAGGGCACCCUGCGGGUGCGCGCCCGCGGGACCGCCCAAAUGUGGGACGCGGUGCUGCAGGGGGAGCAGCUCGUCACCAUGUCCUGCACGGACAAAAUCGCCAGAUGGAAUGUUCUCGGUGUCCAGGGUUCUCUCCUCACCCACUUCCUGGAGCCCGUUUACCUGUCCAGCCUGACGAUCGGCAGCCUCGGCCACACCGGUCACCUGGCCAGGACGGUGACGCGUCGGCUGGAGGGAGUCGGCCACCUGCCGGCGCCCUACAGGCGGAACCGACCCCUCCUCAGCUGUCUCAGCGGCAGCGACAGCCGGCAGGCGGGGAAGUCCCCGAGCUUCGGCGUCAACUGGACCGCGGGCGACGGCGGGCUGGAGGUCCUCAACGCCGCCACGGGGCGGAGGAAGGACUCUGGGGGGUCAUCACGGCUCUGCAAGCGCGCCCUCUUCGCCCGCUGGGUGAGAAUCUACCACAAGGUGAGCCUCGGUGUGAGAGCGCCAAGCCUCAUGGAGAUGCCGCCGAUGUACUGCGAGGCCAAGCUGGCGGCGGGAACCUACCAAAGCGUGAAGCAGCAAUUGGUCAGAUCGCUGCAGGAGGCGGGGCUGGGGACCUGGGUGAAGAAGCCGCCCGAGCAGGAGCAGUUCCUGCUGUGUGUGUGA